Messenger RNA from Rubroshorea leprosula, 1048 nucleotides. The record is from the annotation of a GenBank genome assembly. NCBI's taxonomy places the organism in Eukaryota, Viridiplantae, Streptophyta, Magnoliopsida, Malvales, Dipterocarpaceae.
GUAAACCAAAACCGAAACACAUCCUUAAUAUCUAGCCUUGAUGUUUAUGGGGAAUUAUUAUCCUGGUAGCCCUUACCCUUCAACUCUCCCCCUUAUCAAGGAAGCCCUUGCUCCUUCCAUCUUCAGUCAUUUCAGGACAGUCCUAAACCCUUCAACCCUUUACCAUAACCCGUAUGAUAGCCAAUUUUAAUCCUUUCUCCUCUAGGACACCUGUUGUCUCUCCUGGGGUAACAAGUUUCACUCUGAAAGCAGCAGCUGACUUUUUUUCUUCAACUCUCAUUCCCAACUUUGCAAGAUCGAUCAGCAGAAGAAAGGAAUGCAGAAACAUGCAAAUAGAUAAUGGAGAACAUGCAUUAGAUCUGAGUCAUUUGGAUGAGGAAGAUGUUAUCAUAUCCAAGGGUUGCAUCUUCAGAACUCCGGGCAUGAUCAAAAUGCAAAAUGAACACGCUUAUACGCCCUAUAGAUUUUCAUUUGGUCCUUGGCAUUUCGGUAAAGCACAGCUGAUGAGCACUGCACAAGAAUUCAAAGAGGCAUUUCUUGAUGGACUCAUUUUUUGUUUCCCAAAUUCGGCAGCAAAGAUGAAGGAGUUGGAAGAAGCCAUCAAAGAGGCACAUAGCAAGGCUAGAGAAUGCUAUGAGGGAGAGGAUGUUUAUGAGCUCGAGGGAGAUCAGGAUAUUCAGGAGGGAGUUAUGGAUGCUGCCAAGGAAAACUUUGAGAAAAUCUUGCUACUUGAUGGUUGCUUUAUUAUCGAGUUGUUUCGGAAGUUUGCAAAAGGGGUAGCUAAACGUGAAGAUGAGAGUACUCUUCUCAAAGGAGUCUCUGAAAGCGAGAAUACUUUAGUUGGACUUGCAAUUGGAUUCCUCGGUUCCGCUUUUUCACAGGAUCUAAGUCAUCAAAUACCGCCAGAGCUUCUUUCCAGCGGCUUGAAGAUUGUUCACCUCAUUGACCUUGCUAGGCGUUGUUUAGGUUCAUCGAAAGGGGGAAAAACUUAAUGAGGCAGGAGUCAAAUUUGAAAAAGCCGAAUCGUCAAGAAAAAUCUUGGAUGUAA